Sparassis crispa is the source of this 402-nucleotide messenger RNA. RefSeq lists its product as hypothetical. The transcript has 4 exons. The record is from RefSeq and is a predicted model, not a curated record. The coding region runs from base 1 to 402 and encodes 133 amino acids. NCBI's taxonomy places the organism in Eukaryota, Fungi, Basidiomycota, Agaricomycetes, Polyporales, Sparassidaceae.
AUGUGGAGAAGUGACGCUCACCUCGCACACGAGAAGCCCAAGGCCGCGUCUGUGACCUGGCUACCAUAUACCUUGAUUGACCAGGUUCUCGCCGCAGUGGACACCCAGGAGAGGUUUCUCAUCCGUGCUUCAGUCUCUUCGCAAAGAAUGGCGGACAGAGAUUUCCAACCGCAUAAAAUGCGUGCAAAAAUUCGGCCGGUAAUCUUUUGCUUCCCAAUAUCGGCAAACCAUGGAGGUACGUAUCGGAAGUAUGUGAUCCAGGUCCGACCGUCAGCAGGCCCUUCAUUUGGUUCGCGCGUCCGAGCAUUGGCACGUCCUUACAGCUUCAAAGCUUCACAGGUUACUGCGUAUACUCGAACGUCGUUCGUAUGUUCGCAGGUGACCCCGUACGUUCGCAGGUGA